Messenger RNA from Capsicum annuum, 1017 nucleotides. Its product is annotated as E3 ubiquitin-protein ligase MPSR1. The transcript has a single exon. NCBI's taxonomy places the organism in Eukaryota, Viridiplantae, Streptophyta, Magnoliopsida, Solanales, Solanaceae. Gene Ontology annotation, molecular function: ubiquitin protein ligase activity. Gene Ontology annotation, cellular component: cytoplasm. Gene Ontology annotation, biological process: protein ubiquitination. The record is from RefSeq and is a predicted model, not a curated record. Bases 241 to 885 code for a protein of 214 amino acids.
AAAAUAUCUGCCUCCACCAUUCCAGAUAAACAUUUAAUUAAUCGAAUAAAAAAAAAAAUCAACAAACAAAAAACUCUUUCAAACUCCCCCAUUACACAAUUCCAGAACCUUCCACACCUUUCUGUAACUUUCUAUUCCCCCAUUAUAAUUUCACUUCUUCGCUUCCCUGAAAAUUCUCUAUUACAAUUACAAAAUUCUCUUGAAAUAUACUCUUCAAUUCUUGAAGUAUCUUCAAUUUCAAUGGCUUCAGAAUCAUCAUUAACAGAAAGUUUAAUGAGUUCAAGUAACAGAGAAGGCCUUUCAUUGUUUUUACCAUUCAUAUUAGCCAUAACGAACACUCGAAUUUCACCAUCUUCAAUUCAGGAUUCAUCCAACCCAGAAGAGGAAAUACGAGGAUCGACAACCCCAUCGGAUCAGUUUUCCGAUCGGAUAAUCCUGGUAAAUCCAGUGAGUCAAGGAAUGAUAGUAAUGGAAAUGGGAGCGUCAUCUCCGACGUUUGAUUCUAUUGUCAGUGAACUGAUCAAAGAAGGUCAGCCACCAGCUUCGAAAGCGUCAAUAGAGGAACUUCCAACUGUUGAUGUUCGUGAAGAGGAUGAAAAAGAUGAAUGUGUUGUGUGUUUGGAUGAGAUGGGAGUUGGUGAAGUAGUGAAGGAAAUGCCGUGUAAGCAUAGAUUUCAUGGAGAUUGCGUUGUAACGUGGUUAAAGAGUCAUGGAUCAUGUCCGAUUUGUAGGUAUAAGAUGCCGGAAGAAGAGAGUGAUUUGAAUGACGAGAAGGAAAAUGGAAGGCGAAGGAGGGAGAUUUGGAUGAGUUUUUCUGUUGGAAGUGAAAGGAGAAGUGCUAGUUCUAGUUCAGAAAAUGAUCAGCAUGUUGCACCAGAAGCAUAGUGGAUUUUUUUUAAAAUUCUUUAUAAAAGAAUUAGUUUUAAAGUUUUCAGUUUGUUCGUUUCAGAAUAAUAUUUGUACAGAGUAAUGUUAAUUGGUUUGAUGGUGAAAUGGAUUUUUAUUUUUCAUGUUCAA